AUUUUCUUCCCGUGAGAAAUCGAAUAGAGAGUUCGGGCGGGCGGCGGCGAAGGAGGGAAAAUGGGAAAGCGAGACAAGAAGCCGAAACGUCACGAUGCAAAUUCUCGCCGGAGGGACUUCAAGUUCACUUCUGAAGGAGAAGUUAUGGAAGAUGGCGAUUUCCACGGCUACCCACUUGCCUCACCUUCUGCUAAUGAAGAAGAAGAAGAUGUAGAAGUAGAAGACGAGGAGGAAGAACAAGAAACAAGUCAUGAGGGCUCAUCAUCGGAUAUUCCUUCGAAAUUUCAUCUUUAUCAACAAUCUGUUCAGUCGCCCAAAGGAGAUAUAAGCUAUUUGCAGAAGUUCUUUCUGAUGUAUGUGGGAGGUAGGCAGCCGAUCCAUCUCCAAGAAGAUUUCUGUGGCACUGCACUUUUAAGUGCAGAAUGGCUUCGAACUGAUUCGCGUAGGACUGCUGUAGGAUUGGAUCUUGAUCUCAAGGCAUUAGUGUGGUGCAUGGAGAACAAUGUUAACCGAAUYGGGGCUGACUUGUAUUCCAGAAUCUCUCUUUUUCAUGGAAAUGUACUACAUCCUGCUGAUGCUAGGCUACUCAAUCCUGAGCCAGGGGAGGAGCUGCUUGAAAAUUUAACAUUGGAAGAUAGCAAAGAAAAUAUUGAAGCUAGUGCAUCAAAAUCCAUAGUAAAAGAGGAAUCUGCAUCUUUCAACGAUAACAAGUACUUGAAGAGGAACAUUACACUGCCUGCCAGAGAUAUUGUGUGCGCAUUUAACUACAGCUGUUGUUGUCUCCAUUCACGUGCAGAUCUUGUUAUGUAUUUCAAGCAUGCUCGCGCUAGCUUAUCCAGAAAAGGUGGGAUAUUUGUGAUGGAUUUGUAUGGUGGUACCUCGUCAGAACAGAAGUUGAAGCUUCAAAGGAAGUUUGCGAAUUUCAAGUAUAUAUGGGAACAAGCCGAGUUUGACAUCAUUGGACGUAAAACGAGGAUUAGCCUCCAUUUUGAUCUUCAGAAGCAGCAGAAGAAGCUUCGCCAUGCGUUUUCUUACAGCUGGAGACUGUGGUCAUUACCCGAGAUCAAAGAUUGCCUGGAAGAGGCUGGAUUCCGAUCUAUCCAUUUUUGGAUCAGACAGAUGCCUGACACUGAAGAAAUUAGAAGUAUAGAGGGGUUUGGCUCAGGAAGUGAUGUGAAAUAUGAGGAGGUCGAAACUUUUCAACAAAAAGAUUCUUGGAAUGCAUACAUCAUCGGUGUUUCAUAGUUUUGAGCAUCAGUCAAUACYUUACAUGUAUCUUUUCACGAUUUUUCGGCAUUUUAUUUUCAUGCUGUUGUAGUUAGUGUCAAAAACUGCUGUUCUGCCUUUGUAUACCGAAAAGAAAAAAAAAAGUUGUAGCAAGGGAGACAAGAUAGUCAAAUGAGGUAUUUCAAGCUCACCAUUUUGUUUGUCUUAGUUCUUGCAUUUCAUCA
Messenger RNA from Momordica charantia (bitter melon), 1451 nucleotides. Its product is annotated as S-adenosyl-L-methionine-dependent methyltransferases superfamily protein. The record is from RefSeq and is a predicted model, not a curated record. NCBI's taxonomy places the organism in Eukaryota, Viridiplantae, Streptophyta, Magnoliopsida, Cucurbitales, Cucurbitaceae.